AUGUUUAAAGAACACGUGCACUUAAUGCGAUUAUUUUCGUACUCAAAUGAUUACUUAUUGCAAAUAAGAAAACAAAUUGAAGUCAAGAGAAAACUUUCAAGUUCACUUCUCACAGUUGAAAUUUCUUUCUUUCCGCUAAAUACUUUCCACCUUCAACAAGCAACUUUUCAUGUUCAACCGAACUGUUAUGCUAGUUAA
This is a messenger RNA of Clunio marinus, 198 nucleotides long. Lineage: Eukaryota; Metazoa; Arthropoda; Insecta; Diptera; Chironomidae. The record is from the annotation of a GenBank genome assembly.